AUGAGUACACAAUUUUAUUUUGGAUUACCGUUAAAAACGGUACCAUUAAGAAUAUAUAUUCCAAUAGUAUUAAGACAUUUAUUAAAAUUAAUUAAAUCACCUAAUUCUAAAUUGUUACAAAAGAAAAGAGCUCAAUAUAUUUUAUUAUCAAUAAUUUUAUCGUCGUUAACAAUUUUAUCUGGUGCAACUUACGGUAGUUAUAAAUUAAUUCAAAAAUUAAUCAAUUUUUAUAAUUUAAACUGGAAUUUUAGAAAAUAUGGUAAAACAACAAUUAGAAGAACAAGAUCACAAAUGCAAUUUGCCUCGGGUGCAAGAGUAAUGUAUAUCCCUGAUACUCAAUUAACAAAUAAAUUAAAUAAUGAUGAAAAUAUCAUGACACAAUUACAAAAUUUUAAUGAUAAGAAAAAAAAAAUAUUUAUUAAACCAAGAAAUGAUGAUCUUUAUGAACAUGAUAGUUUUAUAUUUAAAGUUGUUGGUAUGAGUGAUAGUAAUUCAUCAAAUAUUUUUUAUUCAAAAUUUUUAAAUCAAAUGAAUUGUCUUUCAAGAAUAUUAAUUCCAAAUAUUUUUGAUAAAAAUUCUUUAUUAUUAACUCUACAAGUUUGUUUCUUAAUAUUAAGAACUUGGUUAUCUCUCUUUGUUGCUAGAUUAGAUGGACAAAUUGUAAGAGAUAUUAUUUCAAGAAAACCAAAAAAAUUCUUAAUUGAUUUAUUAAUUUGGUUUUUAAUUGCUUUACCUGCUUCAUAUACAAAUAGUGCAAUUAAAUUAUUACAAAGAAAAUUAAGUUUAAAUUUUAGAGUUAAUUUAACAAGAUACAUUCAUGAUAUUUAUUUGGAUAAAAGACAAACUUUUUAUAAAUUAAUAUUUGAUUCAAAAUCUUCAAGUUCAAUUAUUAAAAAUAUUGAUAAUUCAAUAACUAAUGAUGUCACUAGAUUUUGUGAUGCUACUUGUUCUGUUUUUGCAAAUAUUGCUAAACCUGUUAUUGAUUUAAUAUUUUUUUCAUUUUAUUUAAGAGAUAAUUUAGGAACUUUAGGUGUUGCAGGUAUUUUUGUUAAUUAUUUUAUAUCAGGUUAUAUCUUAAGAGGUUAUACACCACCACUAGGAAAAUUAAGUAGUGAAAGUUCUGCUGCAGAUGGGAAUUAUUAUAAUUAUCAUUUAAGUUUAAUUAAUAACAAUGAAGAAAUUGCAUUUUAUCAUGGUACUGAUGUGGAAAAAAUUAAAGUAAAAAUAUUAUAUGACACAUUAAUGGAAAAAAUGUUAAAUAUUAGUAAAAGAAAAUUUAAUUAUACUAUGCUUGAAGAUUAUAUUUUAAAAUACACCUGGUCAGGUUUAGGUUAUAUAUUUGCUUCAAUUCCUAUUGUAAUGUCAGGUGGUAAUAGUAAUAAUAAUAAUAAUAACUUCGAGAAAAAUUCAGAACAAUCAAAUAUGAAAGAUUUUAUUGUAAAUAAAAGAUUAAUGCUUUCUUUGGCUGAUGCAGGAUCAAGGUUAAUGCAUUCAAUUAAAGAUAUUUCACAAUUAACUGGUUAUACAAAUAGAAUCUUUACAUUAAUUUGUGCUUUACAUAGAGUACAUUCAAUUAAUUUUAAUUAUGGUGCUAGUAAGAAAUUUUUAAAAGAUAAACAUCAAUUAGAAAAUUUUGAUUCAGAAAGAGAGAAUAAUAUUAAUAAUCAUCAUCAUCGUAAUAUAUCGAGAUCAUUAAAUGGAGAAGAUGUCAUUCAAGGUACAAUUCAACAUAAUUUCAAUGGUUUAAGAUUUGAAAAUAUUGAUGUCAUUGUUCCCUCCAAUAAAGGAAAACAAGGUCAUAAAUUAUUGAAAAAAUUAACUUUCCAAAUUCCAAGAUUAAUUGAACCAACAUCUUCAAAGACUAAUUCUAUUCAAGAUAUGACUGAUAUGGCUAAUAUUUCAACACCUUUCAUUAAUGGACCUGGAUCAAGUAUUUUGAUUUUAGGUUCAAACAGUUGUGGGAAAAGCUCUAUUCAAAGAAUUAUUGCAGAAAUUUGGCCAAUUUAUAAUAAAAAUGGACUCUUAUCAAAACCUCCUGAGAAAGAUUUAUUCUGUGUUCCUCAAAGACCUUAUUUUACAAAGACUGGUACUUUAAGAGAUCAAAUAAUUUAUCCAAUGUCAACUGAUGAAUUCUUUGAUCGUGGGUAUAAAGACAACUUGUUGGUUCAUAUAUUAAAAGAAGUAAAAUUGGAUUAUUUAUUGAAAAGAUCAAAAGGUUGGUCUUUUUUCGAUGAAAGAGCAGAUUGGAAGGAUGUCCUAAGUGGUGGUGAAAAGCAAAGAGUGAAUUUUGCACGUAUUCUGUUUCAUCGACCAAGAUUUGUCGUAUUAGAUGAAGCUACAAAUGCAAUUAGUGUGGAUAUGGAAGAUUAUCUUUUCCAACUAUUGAGAACAUAUAACUUUAACUUUCUAACUAUAUCUCAACGUCCAUCGUUGAUUAAAUAUCAUGACAUGUUAUUAGAGAUAACAGGUGAGAAUGGUGCAUGGCAAUUACAAGAUUUGGGUACGGAUGAAGCUAUAGUCACCAUAGACAUAGAAAUGGAGGAUCUUGAAGAAAAACUUCAAAACGUUGAAGAUUGGGAAAAUGAAAGAGUAGUUUUGAAGAAAGAACUGGAGUCUAUAUAG
This is a messenger RNA of Maudiozyma barnettii, 2622 nucleotides long. RefSeq names its product ATP-binding cassette long-chain fatty acid transporter PXA1 (gene PXA1). Bases 1 to 2622 code for a protein of 873 amino acids. The record is from RefSeq and is a predicted model, not a curated record. Gene Ontology annotation, cellular component: peroxisomal membrane. The transcript has a single exon. Gene Ontology annotation, molecular function: ABC-type transporter activity; ATP binding; ATP hydrolysis activity. Gene Ontology annotation, biological process: peroxisome organization; very long-chain fatty acid catabolic process; fatty acid beta-oxidation. NCBI's taxonomy places the organism in Eukaryota, Fungi, Ascomycota, Saccharomycetes, Saccharomycetales, Saccharomycetaceae.